This is a messenger RNA of Tyto alba (common barn owl), 2978 nucleotides long. RefSeq names its product family with sequence similarity 102 member B (gene EEIG2). The transcript is spliced from 11 exons. Bases 351 to 1481 code for a protein of 376 amino acids. NCBI's taxonomy places the organism in Eukaryota, Metazoa, Chordata, Aves, Strigiformes, Tytonidae. The record is from RefSeq and is a predicted model, not a curated record.
CAUUUUGGUAUACAUAGCCACACACAUCACUUGUGAUGUCUGUAUUCAUCAGAUAUGUAUUUCAUGAAAAAUAUUAACUGUUGUUAUCUUGAACUUUCACAAACUGCGACAAGAUUUCAGGGGCUCAGCAUCAUACUGCAUGUAUAAUCUUACAAAUUCUUUUUCUUACUGUGUGAAGAAAUGCUCGGUUGUGGGAAGACGUGCUGUGUGUUGGGGUUUUCUUACGCAACACUCUGUAAAGAGGAAACUGAUCUGUGAUGGAGGUUGCUCAAAGCUUGCUUUAUGUUCUAGUCUCCUGGAGUAGGUUUUUGAGACAAAACUGUUCCCCGGAGAGCACAAGCUGGUGUUGAAUGCUACAUUACACAAAAGUCUGUUGCAUGUGUGCUGCAGCGAUCAGCUGUGCAACAGGACUGUUCUUAAAUGUAAACACAGAUGUGUACAUUCCUCCUCCUCUACAAGGCGGUGAGCAUCUGUUGCUCGCAGCAGAAGUGGAGCUGGCUGUAAAUUCCAGGCUGAACUGCUGUGAAACACCCUGGGAGGUAGUACAGGCAAACUGUGUCCGCUGGAAAAAAAAAUUCUUAUUUAUGUGUAAAAUCAGUGCCAGUGCCACAACAGGAGUUCUGGAUACUUGCAUUUGCAGGGUGUCUGUACGGAAGGAGUUAAAAGGAGGAAAGGCAUAUGCAAAGCUGGGAUUUGCAGAUCUAAAUCUAGCAGAGUUUGCUGGAUCAGGAAAUACCACUCGUCGCUGUUUACUGGAAGGUUAUGAUACCAAAAAUACAAGACAGGAUAACUCCAUUCUCAAAGUUUUGAUCAACAUGCAGCUCAUGUGUGGAGACCCAUGCUUUAAAACGCCUCCUUCCACAGCAACGUCUAUAGCAAUUGCUGGAGAAUCUGAUUCUUUGCAUGAAGACAGGAAAGGUGGAGAAAACUUAAAAGUAGUACAUCUGGGCAUAGCAGAUGUCUCAUCAAAGAGUGCCUCAGUCCCCGAAGAACUUGGUGCAUGUGGACAUUCCAGGACAUCAAGCUAUGCAAGUCAGCAGUCAAAACUGUCAGGAUAUAGCACAUGUCACUCUAGAUCAUCCAGUCUGUCUGAACUGUGCCACAGGAGAAACACCUCGGUGGGUAGUACCUCAACAGGAAUUGGAAGUAUUCUAGAGCCAUGUGAAGAGACUGAGCCAAAAGUAGCAGAAGCUAGUAUUAAUACAUCUGUUAAAGAUGCACCAUCAGAAAAACUCUGCAGACAUCCUGUAAAGCAAGACUCUGUGGAGUCACAGCUGAAGAGAGUCGAUGCUACCAGAGUUGAUGCUGAUGAUAUAGUUGAAAAAAUACUCCAGAGUCAAGACUUCAGUUUAGACUCCAGUGCAGAAGAAGAAGGUUUAAGAUUAUUUGUAGGCCCUGGUGGAAGCACUUCUUUUGGAAGCCACCAUCCAUCUAACAGAGUAGGAUCUGGAGCAUAUGAGCAGGUGGUGAUAAAACGUUAGACUGGAAUGACAAACAAGAAGAAAACUUGGAGCUCUGGCAUUGAUACUUCUGCUUUUGUUUGCUCUGCUUCAAGAGUUAUGAAAGCCAAAAUGAACUUGAUGUGAUCUUUUUCUGAAAAGAAAUGGAAAGUGUCUUGCUCCGAGCUGCUUAUUCUGUGGUAUGAAGGCAACAUGUAGCUAUGUAUUUAUUCAUUGUAAGGUUGAACAGUAGAGGUGAACUUCACAUGCAUUUUAAAAAAACCCAAACUAACUAGAUCUAAACCAGCCUGCAAUAAGUUGUGCUAACUCUAAAUGAAAUCUAGAGGCUUAAAUGCAUCAAAAGUGACAUCUGGUUUUGUGCAAGUGACAAAAGAAGUGGGAUUCCAUAUCAAAAUACUAAGGCACAGUAGUGUAUUAUCAAGAAAGCUGGCUUGAUAGUUAAAUCUGGAGUUCAAAACCUGCUUCCCCAGAAACUCACUUCAAUAAUGCAUGAACCUUGAGAUUCAAUGGGGUGGUACUGUUUACAAACCUAGUCAGUAGUUUACUACCACUUAGAACUUUUUAUUGUAGCUUAAUUGGUCACAGUUAGUGCUUUGCUUGUGUUUUGAAUGUGCCUUGCAGGAUUGGGGAGGUACAAGUAGAUUAAACUAUUUACUAAGCAAUUUGAGCUUUAAAACUAGGUAAACAUCUAUACUAUAAUCAAUAUAACUUAUUAAGAGACGCACUUUAUUGUAUAUAUACUCUGCACUCUGAAAAAGUCUUACUAUGUAACAGAUUUGUUGAACACUUUCUUAACUAUCUGUCCACUGUUACAUUAAGGUCUAUGUACUGUAUUUAAAUUUGCACAAAUAGUGAUUUGCCUGACAGGCAAGAAAGAUGAAAGAUCUCUUAAAAUUUUCAUCAAGAAUUAUGGAAGGAUAAUUUUAAAGGGAUAUGUUAGGUGACACAGUUCCAAUUCAGGCUUGGCUCUGCUGUAUUUAAUUGUAAACUGCAAAUGACCUUAAUUUUGUUUUGAUUAGUUGUACUGCUUAUCUGUAAGGCUGGUAUUAAAAAUACAUACAAAUAGCGUGGCCAUUUCCGAAAGCUCUGAAUUCUGCUCAGGGUCAUGUUUGACACCCUUUUAUUCAAGUAUAAGUAGGCCCUAUUUAAUAGACUAAAUUAGGAAAAGCAGGCUUUGGUAUCCAUAAAUUCAUCGUAUAAUUAUUAAACUAAUUUUUAUUUCUCUAUUUACAGGAAAUUUCAGAUUAUAAAGCUUGAAUACUCUUACUGAAUAUGAUGAACAUGAGCUAUUUCUCAGUUAUGGUACUUAAAUAUUUUUAUUUCUUACUGUUAAUUAUAAUCUCUUUAAAGUGUUUAAUGGGUAAAAGAAUUAAUACAAAGAUUAUAUUUUAGCUGCUGUUAAUAGAAGUGUGGUAUUAUUCACUUCUGUCUUCCACAGGAAUUCUGAACAGAAACUACAACUGCCAGUAUCCAACUCUCUCUCAAAACACCAUAGUUUCCUUUCCUGUUAUGUAACUA